GGACAACAGAGAACAGACGAGGCACGGAUUUCAACUUUCUGCUGCUUUCAGAGACCGGUUCGAAGCGAUUGGAAACAGUCCAGCUUCUUCAGUUAUUUCUUUGUUUCGCACGAGUUAAGUGUACUUAAGGCAAAGUAGCUGCUGCAAGCUCACCGGAAAACGUCCUCUAUCUGGUAGACGGUGUUGUGUAUUUGACUUUCGAAAAGAAGAAAAAAACGAAGUGACGGAACCGGAAGUACUGUAUGUGCGUGUAAAAAGUUUCGACUAUCGUCGGUAGAUGCUAGCUUGUGCUUUUAACAGAACGCGAAACGUGGAUUAACGGAGCUCUGCGCGUGAAAUAGUGAAACACCAAGAAAGAAAAAAUAAGCCUGAGAGUUCCUUGCCCGCACGGAGGAAUAUAGCCGGACCCACAGGCACAUACAGGAAACGAGUAAUCGAAAAAAUCAACAAAAUGACCGAAGCAGUUGAAGUCGAGCAAAUCAUCGAAAGCAAGCCAAGAAAGAUGGCUCUACCCACCUCCCUGGACAAGGACGCCAUUCGGGAAGCGUACGAGGACGUCCGAUCCAACCUGACCGACAACGAGUGGGCGGUGUUCAAAUUUGACGGUCUCAAAAUCAUCUGCUUCGCGAAGGGAAUCGGCUUCGACGAGUUCUGUGCGCAUUUCAACGACGACGAGCGAGCUUUCGGCUACAUACGGAUACAGAUGGGCGACGAGAUGUCCAAGCGAAGCAAGUUUAUGUUCCUCACCUGGAUCGGCCCGGAAGUGGGUGUGAUGCAGCGAGCCAAGAUGUCGACAGACAAGUCAAUCAUUAAGGAUGUGAUCAAUAAUUUUGCCGUUGAGCUGCAGGUUGAGUCGAGCAACGAUUUGGAUCUGGAGAUGUUCAAGGAACACCUGAACAAGGCCGGUGGUGCAAACUACGGAACCGGCGUGCGCGAACUAUAGACCAUAAACUUUACUGCGCAUAAGGCAUUCAGGCCCCACAGGAUAUACUAGGGAUCGCAUCUUUAUAAAUAUAAGCAUACCAACGUUAAGGUCUUCCCCGCUACUACCCUCGUUGCAAUAUGAAGUAAUAUUCAAUUCAAAUGCCAGAAUGCGUAUCGUAUGCAAUCAAUUCAACUUAAAUCCUGAAGGCCUCUGUUUGUGUGUAUUAUUUCCGUAAAACAAUUCUUUAUUUAUCAAAAUUGUGAUUUUGGAAAACUCUACAGUUUUUUGACCAUUGUAUAAGCAUCCACUAAAUCAUAACUAUUUAAUGAAUACAUAAGAAUAAAAAACACAAUGAUAACCUAAUGCGUAAACAUCAAAACAAAUAUCGGAUGCAAUCUGCAAUAUUAUCAUAUAAAUUGGAGUGUAGUUGUUAAGUUUAUGCAAGAAAAGGAAACCCUAACGCGACGCGACGAAACAACAAAUUGACGAUUAUAAUAGUUAACACUCAGUGGAAGCGCGAACGAAAGCAGCGCAUCGAAGCGAUCAUGUUAGUACCGAAAUCAGAUUUCUUUUUUGAGCUAUUUUUUAUCAAUUGUAUAAAAUAAAUAAAAAAGGAAACCUAUUCUGUAGAAGACAAGUGUAGAAUGCCGCAAUUUUGGCAGAACAAAUAUACCCCAAGAACUU
Molecule: messenger RNA, 1609 nt
Organism: Sabethes cyaneus
Lineage: Eukaryota; Metazoa; Arthropoda; Insecta; Diptera; Culicidae
Product: coactosin-like protein
Exons: 3
Coding region: 452-943 (163 amino acids)
Biological process (GO): regulation of actin filament polymerization
Cellular component (GO): actin filament; plasma membrane; cortical actin cytoskeleton
Molecular function (GO): actin filament binding
Source: RefSeq, a predicted model, not a curated record